Molecule: messenger RNA, 1861 nt
Organism: Adelges cooleyi (spruce gall adelgid)
Lineage: Eukaryota; Metazoa; Arthropoda; Insecta; Hemiptera; Adelgidae
Gene: Arp2
Product: actin-related protein 2
Exons: 9
Coding region: 206-1390 (394 amino acids)
Biological process (GO): Arp2/3 complex-mediated actin nucleation
Cellular component (GO): Arp2/3 protein complex; actin cortical patch
Molecular function (GO): actin filament binding
Source: RefSeq, a predicted model, not a curated record
CCCGACGGUGAUGAUACAUUCGAUUGCGUUCAGCCGCGUUAUACAUAAUAAUAUUAUUACAUUGUGUAGUGUGUACUCGGCGUCGACGCCCGACCGGUCUAGUUUCCAUUUGAUUUGGAUCUGUCGGUUUGUUAGUCAUCAGAGGAGCGAAAAAGAAAAAUAACAAAGUGUCCGGUCAUAAAUUCUACUUACUACAAAAAUAAACAUGGACAGCCACGGCAAAAAAGUUGUUGUAUGCGAUAACGGCACCGGAUUUGUUAAAUGUGGCUACGCUGGAUCAAACUUUCCCGCUCAUAUAUUUCCAUCGAUGGUUGGCCGACCGAUAAUCCGUGCACACAAUAAAAUCGGCGACAUAGAAGUGAAAGAUUUAAUGAUAGGCGACGAAGCUAGUCAGCUACGAUCCAUGCUAGACGUUACGUAUCCCAUGGAAAACGGUAUUGUUAGGAAUUGGGACGAUAUGUGUCAUGUAUGGGAUUAUACAUUUGGACCAAAGAAAAUGAACAUCGACCCUAAAGAAUGUAAAAUUAUGUUGACCGAACCGCCCAUGAAUCCAAUCAAAAACCGAGAAAAAAUGAUCGAAGUGAUGUUUGAAAAAUAUGAAUUUGACGCCGUUUACGUAGCUGUACAAGCUAUCCUAACGUUGUACGCUCAAGGCUUACUCAGCGGUGUGGUCGUCGAUUCCGGCGAUGGCGUCACGCACAUAUGUCCAGUUUACGAAGAAUACGUUCUACCUCACUUAACGCGACGAUUAGACAUUGCCGGUCGCGAUGUCACUAGAUAUUUAAUAAAGUUGUUACUGUUAAGAGGAUACGCUUUCAAUCAUUCGGCAGAUUUCGAAACCGUCAGAAUGAUGAAGGAGAAACUGUGCUACGUCGCAUACAACAUUGAGACUGAACAAAAAUUAGCGUUGGAAACUACUGUUCUCGUACAAUCGUACACGUUGCCCGACGGCCGUGUGAUCAAAGUGGGCGGUGAAAGAUUCGAAGCCGCCGAAGUGUUAUUCCAACCGCACUUAAUCAAUGUCGAAGGACAAGGAAUCGCCGAACUGGUUUUCAACACGAUUCAGACGGCCGACAUCGAUAUGAGAACAGAACUGUAUAAACACAUUGUACUUUCGGGGGGUUCGACAAUGUAUCCGGGUCUGCCGUCCAGACUGGAACGGGAAAUCAAACAGCUGUACGUGGAGCGUGUGCUGAAAAACGAUACGACAACGUUAUCGAAACUCAAGAUUCGUAUCGAGGACCCGCCGUUACGCAAGGACAUGGUGUUCAUCGGCGGUGCCGUCUUGGGAGAAGUCACAAAAGACAGAGAAUCGUUUUGGCUGUCUCGCGAAGAAUACCUGGACCGAGGUAUAUCUAUUUUGGACAAACUGGGACCGAGAGCCGGAUAACCGUGAAUCAGUAGAAUUAACAUUUUUUGUUUUUUUUUAUGAGCAAUAAUUUAUUGGAAAAACAAAAGUUUAUUAUGUAUAAACGUCAUGAUAAUUAUUACCUAAAAUAAAAAAGUAACAUGACUGCGCCGAAGAAUUGCGUAAGAUUUAUAUAUAUUCGUCGUAAAAAUUGUUAAAAUUAAAACAAAAUAAUUAUUACUCAAAACUAUUGUAUGAAAAUGUUUGCUUCCAAAUUUAAUAAACACCCAAGUGUGAGUUUCAUGCAUUUAUCGGAAGCGUAAAAUUGUGGUAAUUCUUUUAUAUUAUUAUUAUUGUUUUCAACAAGAUAUCGUAUUUAUAUAAUAUAUUUUUGUUAUAUUAUUUUUACUUUUAAUAUUAAUUUAGUUAAUGUGAAACCAUAUUAUAUAAAUUAUAUAGUAAGUUAAUAUAAACGAGUAUAACAUUUUUAUUACUUGCACUAAUUAUUAUUAA